Messenger RNA from Haliaeetus leucocephalus (bald eagle), 3865 nucleotides. RefSeq names its product eukaryotic translation initiation factor 2B, subunit 5 epsilon, 82kDa (gene EIF2B5). The record is from RefSeq and is a predicted model, not a curated record. Gene Ontology annotation, cellular component: eukaryotic translation initiation factor 2B complex. NCBI's taxonomy places the organism in Eukaryota, Metazoa, Chordata, Aves, Accipitriformes, Accipitridae. The transcript has 16 exons. Gene Ontology annotation, biological process: biosynthetic process. The coding region runs from base 1 to 2127 and encodes 708 amino acids. Gene Ontology annotation, molecular function: translation initiation factor activity; translation initiation factor binding; guanyl-nucleotide exchange factor activity.
AUGGCGGCCCGCGGCACGGCGAGGCGGGGGACCGGCGCGGGGGUGGCCCGCGGGCCCGACCCGCAGGAGGAGCCGCCGCCGCCGCUCCAGGCCGUGCUGGUCGCCGACAGCUUCAACCGCCGCUUCUUCCCUAUCUCCAAAGACCGGCCGCGGGCUCUUUUACCUAUGGCAAAUGUGGCCAUGAUUGACUAUACCUUGGAGUUCCUAACAGCAACUGGAGUGGAAGAAACCUUUGUUUUCUGCUGCUGGAAGUCAGCUGAGAUAAAAGAGCAUUUACAAAAAUCUAAGUGGUGCCGCCACACUUCUCCCAACACGGUGCGCUUUGUGACUUCUGACCUGUACCGCUCCCUUGGUGAUGUGCUACGAGACGUUGAUGCCAAGUCCCUUGUUCGUUCCGACUUCAUUCUCGUCACUGGAGAUGUGGUGUCCAAUUUCAAUAUAUCGAAAGCCCUGGAAGAGCACAAGUUGCGUCGUAAGAUGGAAAAGAAUGUUUCUGUGAUGACGAUGAUAUUCAAGGAGUCCUCACCUGGUCACCAUGCCAGGUGCAAAGAGGAUGACAUUGUUAUUGCUAUGGACAGUGCCACAAACCGUGUCCUUCACUACCAGAGAACACAGGGGCUGAAACGCUUCCGCUUUCCUAUGAGUCUGUUCCAGAACUCUAUUGAGAACGUUGAGGUGCGCCAUGACUUGCUGGAUUGUCAUAUCAGCAUCUGCUCUCCGCAGGUGGCUGAGCUGUUCACAGACAAUUUUGACUACCAGACACGAGAUGACUUUGUGCGUGGUCUGUUGGUGAAUGAGGAGGUCCUGGGGAACCAGAUCCAUAUGCAUGUAACAACAGAAGAGUAUGGUGCCCAUAUAUGCAACCUGCUAAUGUAUGAAGCUGUGUGUUCUGACAUCAUCCGGCGCUGGGUUUAUCCUUUGACUCCAGAGAUGAACUUCACCGAUGACAAGAAUCAGAGUUACACCCAUUCUAAACACAACAUUUACCGAGGGGUGGAUGUUAGCCUUGGCCACGGCAGCGUGCUGGAAGAGAACGUACUCAUUGGGCAGGGAACCGUCAUCGGCAGCAACUGCUCCAUAACAAACAGUGUUAUUGGGCAGAACUGUAGGAUAGGUGAUAAAGUAAUUUUGGACGGAGCUUUUCUCUGGGACAGAGUACACAUAGCAGAUAACGUGGAGAUCUGCCAUUCUGUUAUCUGCGAUGAAGCUGAAGUGAAGGAGAAAGUAAAGCUAAAGCCCCACUGUGUCCUCUCUUCUCAGGUAGUAGUAGGUCCUGGCAUCACCCUUUCUGAGGGCACAGUGAUCUCUCUGCACCCACCAGAUGAGGAGGAAGAGGAUGAUGACCAGUUCAGUGAUGAUUCUGGCGUGAACAAGGAGGAAAGCAAAGUGAAACUGAAAGGUUACAAUAAAAAGGAUGUAGGCUCAGAGGGCAGAGGCUAUCUCUGGAAAGCGGAUGACAAGAAUGAAGAGGAUGAAGAAGAGCAGAGGCAAAGCCUAUGGGGCCCAGCUAUGCAUUCAGAGGAAGAGAGCGAGUCGGACAGUGACCUCAGCAUGGGCUCUGAGGAGCCAGACAGUCGGGCAGCGUCCCCGCAGCUAGAUGAUAUCAAAGUUUUCCAGAAUGAGGUUCUGGGUACGUUACAGAGGGGUGAAGAAGAAAACAUUUCCUGUGACAACCUGGUCCUGGAAAUCAACUCCCUCAAGUAUGCAUAUAACAUUGGCCUGAAGGAGAUGAUGCAGGUGCUCAGUAAAGUGAUCCUGGAGUUCCCACUGCAGCAGCUGGAUGCAAACCUGGACUCCCAGAACUAUUUCUCAGCAUUACUUCCUCUGUUGAAGAACUGGACCCCGUUGUUUAAGAACUACAUAAAACGGGCGUCAGAUCACUUGAAUGCCUUAUUUGCCAUUGAGGAAUUCUUCCUAGAACAUGACAGUCUCUGCACGUCGAUAGCUAAAGUGUUGAUGACAUUUUACCAGCUGGAAAUUCUGGAAGAAGAUGUAAUUCUCAAUUGGUUCUCUUUGCGGGACACGUCUGACAAGGGAAAGCAGCUUCGUAAAAACCAGCGGCUCCAGAAGUUUAUCCAGUGGCUGGAGGAGGCAGAGGAAGAGUCGUCUGACGGCGACCAAGACUGAUAUGGUGGCUCGGCGUGAGAAGAGGCACUCUCACUGCCUUUCUGAGCCGAGUGGGCAGGGCAAGAUCAAUGCCAGUGCAUGGUGUGUAGAUGUGGGGCCUGACAUGGAAAUGACUGACAAUCCCAUCAUUAAUUAAGUUGUGUGUUCCCGACUUUGCCACUUCCCUCCCUCCCUCGCUUGCCCGGUGGCACCUUAUGUCGGAUGGUUGCAGCCCAGUGCAAAAACCAUAAGGGAAAAGCAGGAGGUGGUGAUACCUAGAAUCCCUCUGGGGCCUGGAUAUGAUAUACUAUAAGCUAUCUUUUGGGAGGUCCUUGUUACUAACACAAAGGGAGCAAAUAGAUGCAAAUGCAUACAAUGCCCUUAUAAAUCUAACCAUCGGGGUCGUGGAAGAAUGGUCAUACAGCUAAGUUACCUGGAGUGAUUGUUGCUUCUGGAGCUAAGGGAACUCCUGCUGAAGAGACACUGGCAAGGUUGGCAAGUAGGAGCAUGUGGAUUAGGAUCUGGAGUGCAGGACUGGGAUUCAGGAGUUCCUGUGCCUAGAGAAGAUGCAGUUGUCUGAGAAUGCCCAAGGCAUUUUGCAGCCUAGAAGGCACUUCUGUGAUCCUUCCAAAAGGGAAAAUCUCUUGCCAUCUGCCAUGCUAGGAUCUAACACAAGGUUGCACAGUAGAGUUGGUAAAACCAUGUGUUUCCCCCUUCUGUAGAACGGGGGAUAAUACGUGCUCAGUUCCCCCUGCGGGGGUUAGCUAAUAGUGGAUGUGCACUGGCCAGUGAAAUGCUGUAUGGAUCACUGUACAUCUUAGAUGUGAUCUGUCUUCUGUACAUCCCCAGCUUAGCAGACAUGUUUUAGAGAAGUGUCUGUUUCUUUCUUUAUAUUUUUUUUUUUUUUUUUAUAAAAAGGGAGCAGAGGUGCCUGGCUCCUCCUGCUGCACCAACUAUACUUGUGUUUUGCUCUGGAGGCACUGACUCUACCAGCUGCUUUAAGAAGGAUGCAGGUUCCGAAGUUCUGCUCCAGUGUGAGAAGGAGCAAAUGGUAUUUCCUUCAACAGCACGUGCUUUUUGUUUCCACAUGAUUUCAGUUAUACAAGCUUGCUUACUUCAUGUCCUUUUAUUUAUUUGAAAACUUCCCUUCCCUCAGACAGCAGGGAAAGUGCUGCAAACCCACUGUAAAGUUCAGCAGCCACAGAGAACUCGGCAUGCAGCAGGGAAUGAGCGUGCUUCUGGCACUUUGUUGCCAGCACAGACAAUGUGUGGCAGCAAUAAGGCCUUUAAGAACAGCUUUCUUGGAAGUGUCACUGUGCUGUGUUCUUCCCUGCUCUCAAAGAACAGCAAAAAAGGCACAGCGAGAAUCAGCUUUUGUUCAUAGGUGGGUUAUUUGUUGGAUACGCUGACCUUGCCUCUGCCCCUUCAGGAGGAGCAUGGAAUAAAUCCUGUGCAGGGGGAAAUGCACUGGAGCUGCCCACUCAGGAUAUUUACUUGGCCGUUCCGUGGUGCCACAGUUGUCAGUGAGGGGACAGCAUUGGAUGCUGGAGACCAGGGAUACUGCCUCUUAAAAACUGAUGUUCAGGCAGGGUGAUCUUGUGCACUCACACUAUCAGUUGCCAGGAUUGUGCGUAAAUGUGCUUUGUUUUCUGACAUCACAAACUCAGUCUUGUAAAUGUUGGGGAAAUAGUUGGUAUCUGAAUUUUCUGUAUCUGCCAAUAUUUAAUUCAGGGAGCAAAUAAAAACUAUGCUGGUGUUA